UUGCUAUGCUAUGCCCCACUUUCCACUUCCCAUUUCGCCAUUUCCAUUUCCUCAGUUUCUGCGUUGCAACAUUUUGAGAGAGAGAUAGAGAGAGGAAAGUGGCUCUCUCUUUUGCUCAGUGUUCCUCUGCCCCUAACAAGUGAAGAGGGAAACUGUUUCUUGGUAUGGUGGUAGAGACCAGAGUAUUGACAUGGCGGAGGGGGUUCAAGUCCCUUCAGGCUCUGGCAGCUCACGGUUUUCUUUUAUCCUUCACGCUUUUGGUUGCUCUCAAGCUCGACCAAGCCGUCUCCUACUCCUGGUGGAUUGUAUUUUCACCUCUAUGGCUUUUUCAUCUAGUUGCAGCAAGAGGCAGGUUUUCUCUACCUGCUCCAACCAUGCCUCAUGACCGUUAUUGGGCACCGUGGCAUGCUGUCAUGGCAACACCAUUACUUGUUGCUUUCGAACUACUUCUUUGUAUAUUCUUAGAGUGCAGUAAUGUUGUAAAUUUGAAGAUUGUCUUUGUUCCCCUCAUGAUAUUUGAGCUUGCAAUUUUGGUCGAUAAUGUCAGGAUGUGUAAAGCCUUACUACCUGGAGAUGAAGAAGACAAUGUAAGCGACGAAGUUAUAUGGGAAACACUUCCUCACUUCUGGGUCUCAAUUUCCAUGGUUUUCUUCAUUGCUGCAACCCUGUUCACGCUUCUAAAGCUAUGUGGCGAUGUAGCAGCUUUGGGCUGGUGGGAUUUAUUUAUAAAUUUCUGUAUAGCUGAGUGCUUUGCAUUUCUUGUUUGCACGAAGUGGUAUAAUCCUAUGAUUCAUAGGCACUCUCUCAUUAGAGAAUCAAGUUCAUCUUCGCUGACUAUUAGAUACCUUGACUGGGGUAGAGGUGUGGUGGUUUCUUCUGACGAGGAUCGGCACCAAGUAAGAGUUUGUAACCUACAGGAUAUUGGUGGACACAUCAUGAAGGUUCCUCUUAUCAUUUUCCAAAUCCUGCUUUUUAUGCGCUUAGAGGGAACCCCAAGGAGUUCUUCAUAUAUUCCUUGUCUCGCUCUGUUCUCUCCUCUUUUCUUACUGCAAGGAGUGGGUUUCAUAUUUGCAGCAUAUAGAUCAAUGGAAAAAAUUUUAAUUUUAUUGUUUGGUGCUCCUACUUCUGUAAGAUACCUUGACCUAAGAUCAAAGGCUCGUGAACUUUUAGGAUUCAUGCAUCAUGGAUCGAGGUUGCUAGGUUGGUGGUCAAUUGAUGAAGGUAGUCAAGAGGAGCAAGCUAAACUUUAUUAUUCUGGAGCUUCUGGGUACGAUACUUUCACACCAGAGAGUGUAAAGAAAAUGACCAAAUCCAAACUCGUUGAUGAGAUAUGGAGAUUACAAGCUGCAUUAAACCAGCAGACAGAAGUUACGAAAUUCAGCCGACAGGAGCAUGAAAAAAUUCUUAAUGAAAAGAUUCUUUGCAGAAUAUGCUUUGAUGAAGAUAUUGAUAUGGUUCUUCUUCCCUGUAGGCAUCACAUUCUCUGCAGCACUUGCUGUGAGAAGUGUAAUCGAUGCCCAAUCUGUCGGGAAUCUAUCGAAGAACGACUGCCUGUAAAUGAUGUUUGGUAGAACAGAACUAGAAGCGCUGGAUUGUUGCUUGUGAUUUUUUAGAUGGGACAGGCAUCAACAGUGUGUAACAUUUGAUUUAUAUACAAUUUGAAAGUUCACUGAGUGUAGAGUUCAUUUUGAUAUGAACACUAUGAUUUGGACUGUAAUUGAAUGAGAAAUGAUCCUUUCAACCAAGAUUGCCACAUUCACUAAAAUGUUUAGCUUAUUUUGGUCAUCUCAAAUGUAAUUAAUAUUUGAACUGGG
Messenger RNA from Momordica charantia (bitter melon), 1814 nucleotides. RefSeq lists its product as uncharacterized. The record is from RefSeq and is a predicted model, not a curated record. Lineage: Eukaryota; Viridiplantae; Streptophyta; Magnoliopsida; Cucurbitales; Cucurbitaceae.